Molecule: messenger RNA, 1092 nt
Organism: Closterium sp. Naga37s-1
Lineage: Eukaryota; Viridiplantae; Streptophyta; Zygnematophyceae; Desmidiales; Closteriaceae
Source: the annotation of a GenBank genome assembly
AUGACAUCUGGCCAAGAGAAGGAUAUGGCAAGGGAGGAAGAGCCCACUGCACCUAUUGAGGUGGUGAACAAUGCUGCUGAUAUUGGCCUCAAUCAAGUUGAGGCAAUGGCUGACAUUGAGCUGGAAGACAUUGAGGACUUGGACCUUGGAGAUGAGGAUAACAAUGUUGAAGCCGAUAACCAUGGUGAAGCUGAUAACCAUGGUGAAGUUGAGAACAAUGAUGAAGAGGAAAACGUCGGUGAAAAGGAGAACACUGGUGCUGAAAAUAAAUUCACUGAGGGUGAAGGCAUGAGUUAUCCUAUCUCCAAGGAGAUUGUCAAGCUCCAAGCUCAAGUGUCAACUCAGAAUAUCACCAUCCUGCAGCAGCAGACGUCCAUUGAUGGACUCAAGAAGCAUAAUCAGAACCUUGAGGCUGAGUUGCGCAUUGCCACGAAAGAGCCAGCACCUGCUACGCCCGCAUCUACGCCUGUAGACGUUGCAACGGCUAUGCACCAGCCACCUCCAACCGAGACCACACCAUCUGGGUCUCUCUCGGCGCCCCUGCCUGAGUUUAUCCAUGACAAGACGAAGGUGGAGCCUUGGCUUGACCUGGUGGAUACCACCAAGACCCUUGCGAAUGUGCGUCCCGAGGCUCGCGUCACCGCGGCUUCUCGUGCAUUGGACGAGGUGGCCCGCAUGGCAGAGUAUGGCGUUAAGAAGCAGGCGCAGGGACCGUUUGAAUGGCCGGAAUUCUGCACCGCGCUGAAAGAGGCAUUCAUGGUCAAGAAGUCCGACUUGGAAUUGCGCGGACCCCUUGAGAGUAUCAAGUGCCGUGACCGUUCGGUGCAGCAAUAUGCGGUCGAGUUCGAAGUCGCAGCACGCAUGCUCCAGAAGCCCUUGUCCGAUGAGGAGAUGAUGCACACCUUCAUGAAAGGCCUUCCUGUCAAGCUGCAGCAGGCACACGUGACUGGUGGCAUGACCAAUUGGACGACUUACAAGGAGAUGAAGGAGCAGGUGAUCAAAACUGACAACAUCAUUCGCACGUGCAUUUAUGGUACCGAAAAGCCAGACCAGCAGCCUCGUGCUGAAGGCUCUGGUGGUCAUGGGAACUGA